GAAAAUUUGAUCAACUAACACAUAAAUGAGACGAGAAAUUGACAAAAUUUUAGAGUCCUUACGCACCGCAAACCCUAUAUAUACAGCUCAUUACCUAGCCUUAUGGUUCUUGAAGGUGCCCACAAUCUCAAAGCAUCUUCUCUUUCUCUAGAAGCUUUCUUCCCUCUGUCUUCUCUCCUUUUUCAACUCAAAUUACUUUUUUUAAUCCCUUACCUCGUACUCAAAUUCGAAGCAUGAACUCUACAAACGGUACACAAACGAUCAAAUUUCUGUAUAGUUAUGGCGGGAGAAUCGUUCCCCGUCGUUCCGACGGCAAGCUCCGUUACAUCGGUGGCUUUACCAGAGUUCUCUCCGUUGACAAGUCUAUUUCAUUUGCAGAGUUGAUGGUGAAAUUUGGAGAAUCGUGUGGAUCGUCUAUGAGUUUGAAGUGUAAAUUGCCGAGCGAGGAUUUAGAUGUUUUGGUUUCCAUUACGUGUGAUGAAGAUCUGAUGAAUGUGAUUCAGGAGUACGAUCGAGUUUCGACGUUGAUGAAUCAGGAAUUGAAGAUUAGAGCUGUACUAUUUCCACUCAAUUCGCCGGAAAAAAUCUCUUCUCCGACAUCACCUAUGUCGUGCUUCGACUUUCCGGCAUCGAAAAUGAAGCCGGAAAAAGUCAGAUGCUUUUAUUCGCCGCCGUUGUAUACGGCGGCGGCAGCUAGGUGUUGCUACACUCCAGCUUUGGGAUAUCCAGUCGGCGGAAGGAAAGAUGGUGGGAAGUUUUAUUACCCUUGCUGUGAACGUGGAAGCCCUAAACAUCUUUACUAUGUUGCUCCUCGAAAUCAUAGCCAAUAGAAGAAAUUAAGUUGAGUUAAUUAAAAAAAAAAAAAAAAAAAAAAGAGAAAUUGAGUUAUUUACCCCAUAAACAAAGUGAAGCUCCUCCUCAAAAAAAAAAAAAAAAAAAAAAUCCGAAAAAUCUCAUUUAUACAAUGACAAAUGCGGACUGAGUUUUUGGGUUAAUUGAAUUGGAUUGUACAUUAUUUGAGACUGCAGUUCAAUUCAAUUCGUGAGGUGAAUUUGACA
Capsicum annuum is the source of this 1058-nucleotide messenger RNA. RefSeq lists its product as uncharacterized. Lineage: Eukaryota; Viridiplantae; Streptophyta; Magnoliopsida; Solanales; Solanaceae. The coding region runs from base 234 to 830 and encodes 198 amino acids. The transcript has 2 exons. Gene Ontology annotation, molecular function: protein binding. The record is from RefSeq and is a predicted model, not a curated record.